AAUAAACGACAGUUUCUUCGUACAAGAAAAACUGCGCUUGCUGUACAAAACGAGAACGUGGAAAAAUUGCCUUUGCUUGAUUUCUUCUUCCAGCGCUGCGAGAGCCAAAAUCUCAAGGCCCCAUUUCGGGCCCACGUUACGGUAGCCUUGUGUUUCAUCAAAGUGCCGAAAACAUGCCGGGUACACGUUCUGUGCGUUCUACUGUAGUCACUGGUGUUGACGGAGUGUGUAUUGCACAACGAAAAAAAAAUACGGUUACUGGAACGCCGUAACGUAUUACUAAUAAAUAAAUAUUGAAGGUGAUGUCUUGGAAUCUCUUCUCACUGACUGUGUCUGCUCUACUUGACACCGACCGACCGACCCGCCGUGGUGGAUUAGCGGCUGUGGUGUUGCGCUGCUAAGCACGAGGUCGCGGGAUCGAAUCCCGGCCGCGGCGAGUGAAUGCGAUAUUUGACCGGAGGCAGCACGGUUUUCAUCUCCGUCCGUCAUCACACUAUCAACCUCGCCUCCUGGAGCGUGUUUCUUCAUUGAUCCGAAAAGAAAAAAAAUACCCGCGCUGCGUCAAAUUCUGCUUCCGGUCCCAUAUCAUAUUCACACGCGGCGGCUGCUUUUUCAUUGAAGAUUUUUCUUUUUUUAAACGGUACGCCCCUUUUGUCAUUUAAUGUCUAUUGCAGUUACCCACAGCCUGUUCAGUCGACCUCUGUGCGCAGGCCAGCCUUUGCUAAUUCGUUCAACUUACAUUUAAGGGCACUAAAAGCGCCACGCCUUAGCCCGCAGUCACGUGGUAUUAUUAAACGUUCGCGCACUUUAAGGAAAGGCUUGAAAAAAUUUUAGACGGGGCCGUUGUCUUAACAUAGCUGAAAUAAUCCGGUGUUUCUGAACAAGCGCUACAACUUCUGUAAUGAAGAUUUUUCGCCAGAGUUACUAUUUAAAAAGUUCAUUAAGCAAUCCUUGUUAAUUAUCCACCUUGGCGGACUGAAGAAAAAACUUGAUGUGCUCCAUAUAUGGCUCAGAAGAAUACUGCGCCGAUUCGGUACGCGUAGCGCCUAUGUUUCUUUUUUUUUAAUACUUGCCCCAAGUUAGUUGACACACCCUGUAUAGUAAACAUUAGAAGCCUAUUUGUGGUUAGGCACCAUUUUUUUUUUCAAGUGCUAAAAAUAGUGAAAUCGAAAAGCUCAAGUAUCCAAUUUUUAUAAGCCUGUAACUCAGCCAUGAAAACAAUAUCACAAUCUUGUACAUUGCACCUGCUUAUACAAGUAAAGCGGACAAAGUUAGUGUCUUUUACACUGCUCUUAAAUAUACCACUAGUUUGUGAGCGAGACUUUUGCACAAUCCUUGUGAACACUGUAACAAUUUCGAGUAAACUGUAAAUACAUAUGCAUGGUUUUGCCGCUUGUGAUGCUCAAACAGUUGAAGUUUACACAACCAUGUUAUCCGUUUCAGGUGCCGAGUUACAAACUUGCAAACUUCGUGCUUCAAGUUUUUGAACUUAACAAUUUUCAGAAAUUUUUUCUAAAGAAAUCUGAGGCCCUCAUUCAAAAUUUUGCUUCCUGGAGUCACUAGAAUGAACUCUCUCCCUCAAAUGCAACUUAUUCUUUUUUUUUUCAAAUCUAUUCGAUGGUCGUCACAUAAAAGCAUUUGCGCGUUUCACGUGCAUUUAAAUAGGCAGUGUUGAGUGAGCCCCAAGCCAAAGGUUUUUCUUAAGGCACCCGACACCUUUUAUGCUACCCGCGGAAAUGCAGUCUUAUUCUGCAGCGCAAGGAAAGUACACAAAAGGUUUCGCAACAGAGAGGCAGCACUCGCAACUGCGCAGUUUUUAGGGUCACGGAAGGCAUUCCUUGUUUUGUGUUUCCUUCUGCCGAAGCGGCAGCAGGUAAGUAAAAGAGUGCUUUGUCACACCAGUGAGGAUACAUCGGCAGCUGUCGUCGCCGAGCAGCUGCACGCAUCACGUGACGUCUGACGAACGCGCAUUGUCUCCGUCUCGUCUGGCGUCUUCGCAAGCACAGCGCGUCGAUGGCAUGCAGCUGGGCCGAAAGGAAAACACAGGACUCGGACUUAGGGAUGGUGGCGUGACACGGCCGGUCUCGGCAUGAGUGGCCUGCGACAGCAGCAACCGGCCUCUCUGUGGGCAGGAGAUGCGGCUGGACGUGGAAAGGUGAGCGAGCAAUGCCUGUGGGCAGCGUGCAAGGCGAUGACCACGGGCCUGGUGCUCAUCGUGAUCGGUGCCUCAAUGGCCACCGUGGGAUUCUACUCGGACCACCUGUCGACUGUCGAGGAGCGGCGGGGCAACAGCACAGUCCGCGUGAAGAACGAACACCGCGACCGGCACCUGGACAGCCUCACCUACCUGGGGCCCCUGGUCAUGGGCCUGGGCGGCUUCAUCAUCGUCGCCACCUGCGUGAUGACCUUCGAGGCGCGGGACACCUCGUCGUCUUCCGCCAAGCUCGUCUCGGCCUGGUUCAAGAGGAGCAGGUCGUACGUCGCCCCUAGGCCCGAGAUAAGCUGCCAAGGCACGAGCGCGAGCGACGCCUCCUGGGAGCGGUUCCUGCCCAGCACACGUCACGACUCGACCGUGACCGAGGCCGACCGGUCGGCUGUCACCAGCGCGCUCAUCAGCUUCAGCAGGAACCUUCAGAGCAGCUUCGAGUCCGGGCGACUGCCAGGUGGCGCGACAGUCGGGGGCGCGUCGUGCGGAGGUGGCGCCACCGAAGGCUCGCCAGCGGGAAGCCCCCGCGAAAAGUUGCACCGGUGCCAGUCCGACCCGAACGUCGUCGGGCUCGGACUGGCCUGCGGCGGUGCCGGUUCGCCGACCUUCCGCGAGCCCACGUCUCCACUCAAGAAGCGCGAAGAGGCUGAGCGAGAGUGUUUUCUGAAGCCUCCGGCCAACCCUCAGCUCUUGAGACCGAGGCCGUUCAACGUGUCACCGCACGACUACCGCAAGGUCGUGUCCGUCGACUGCGCCUCGCCUCCGGUCCUCGAGACACCGACGGGUCUCGGCGAAGGCCACCCGGCCCAGUCGACGUCCUCGCACGGCUCCAUGGCCAUGGACGUCUACUUUCCAGAAGGCGCGGUCACGCUCAAGGUGAAGGACAAGACAAAGAAGCACCACCACCACAACGCCAUCUCACCGCCGGCUACUGGAAGUAGGAAAGGAAGCAGGUCCUCCGCUGCUUCGAGCAGGAAACUGUCAAAAAGUGAAGUGGGAUCCGGUGACAGCUACUGCUCGACCGAGUCGGACACGUCGCCCCGAAAGUCGCGGACGUCGACGCCCCGGAAAUCGGAGGCCUCCCUGCGUCGCGCGUCGACGGCGGCGUCGACGAGCCCGCGUCACAGCCACAGUGAGGCGAGCACGAGCAGAGGUUCCGUCCUGACGGCGACCAAGUCGGCGACCAUGAAACGGCACCCAUUCACGAGGCAACAAGCACUCGACGCCCACUCGUUUGGCUCGACCGACGCUUAGAUGCCGAUAGUUAACGGCUCGCCGCGGUUCCACGUGACAGGCGCAGAAAGAACAUAUGUUAUUUCGCAACUUGCUCGGUUGUGGGCUCUGGAAUCGGGCAUGGAGAUCCAAAUGUCGUUUAAAUCGAUAAAAGUUACGAAAUUCAAUGUACAGUUCGUCAGAUAAAAUGCUAGGACUGAACAUGCAGCUUUAGUUCUGUCUGAAGCGAACAAACGUGCUGUCGAUUGGUUGUUACGAAGGGAAGGAUGACUGGCAGAAGACACAGAAAAAUCUCCGAAAAAGGCGGAUACCAGGCGAUGUUCUGCCAGCGCGUUUGUUAGUUCUUUAUACUUCACGACACAGUCCGUCGCCAAUAGGAAUUUGUUCGACCAGCAUAGAGUAAAACAGGGACAACCAAAUGAAAACGAGCACACCACCGACAGAUAUCAAUGUCAUGGAUGCCUAUGAAGAAUUAGUUGUUACGACGAAAAGCUAUUUCGAGGAACACAUCAGUACGCAUUUUCUGCCAUAUUUGGAAUCUGCAGUUAUUUAAGUACGUUUUCUGACCGUUCUACUACAUUCUGCUAACCACAAAUGUCCACCUUCAAACGAAUUCAACUCUUAGAAACAGAAUACUGGUAAGCGUAGUUCUUAAACGGGACAGAAGAUAGACACAUAAGCACAUGGUUAACGUAUCGCUAUAAACGCCCAACAUCCGCAGAGAGCAUGUGGAUAUCAAACUCGCCACAAGUGAGCAAGUCUCUGAGCUGGAUUCCACAGCACACAACCGGCCCUCUUCUUGUGGUUGAUGUGAAGUGUGCGACUAUUUAUGUCGGACUUUGCCCACAUGGCAUACUUGCUUCAAGCACAUCGCCUGAGAGCCAGUUUACACUGCACAUCUGCCAAAAAGCACAGUAGCAACAAGUUCGUGUGAUGGUGCUGCCCUCCGACGCAUCCCGUGAUCUCUGUGCACGGUUUCACAAACUCUGCCACAAAGACAGUUUGCAGUGACAAGCCGUCGUAAAACUGUUUCGGUGUGCGUUCUACUUGGCGCAGAAUUAUUUUUAGCGCUCUGUCUGUCUGUAUUACCACCAUGUUAGUGUCAUGCCUACAUGUCUAUCACUAGCACGAGUGUAUCAAUGUGUGUAUCAUUUCGCUUAUGCGUCGUAUGUCAGACUCUGAACGUUCUUGUCUUCUGUCCAAAGAAAAUAGCUGUAACUUUUUAUCAUACGUACAAUGAUGUCCCCAAUCUUAUUGCCCUCAGAAAUUUAGGCACAUUAUGCCAGAAUCAUUGUUGCACAUAUGUGUUACAUAUUUCCUGCAUGACACGUUGCGCUCAGAGGCACCUUGAGCUCCGUUUUCGUGAACCUGGUAUCGGCAUGUGGUAGGUUGGUGCUCAAUACAUUAACGUGAUUAGGUGAGCUGUGUUCAAGAAUGAGGCUUUUGGAUCUGGCAAUUGAAACGUCACCGAGUGCUCUCCAAAGUUGUAGAGAAAGAAAGUUCUAGUGACAAAAACCUAUUGACUGGUGCUCGUAUGAAGUACUAUAAAUGGCAAAAAAUGUCUUGCAAUAUCACGUCACCUAAGCGUCACAGCUAUUAGCGCAUAACGAAAUGCCGUAGACAUCUGAACAACUUCACCUUUAAGUGUUCCCAUAAAGAGUACUCAUAAUGCGCAAGCUCAUUGUAGAUAAUCCAAAGGGAACGUAAUGUCGAAGCGAGAGUCACUAAAGAAAAUUACUUUUGGUCUAGAGUUCAAAGAAGUGUUGCAAAGCACUAUUGAAACGAGAUCGUUUGAUCAGGUUUGGCACUUCAGACCAGGAUUUUUGAGGCGAGGAUGCAAUCAGGAAGCACAGGAAAGUCUUGACAAGGUCGAGAGGGCAUGAUAAUCAAACCAUGUAUUUUUCAUAUGACUAAUCAUAUCGCCAACAAAACAAACUCAGCUCGCAGUAUUCCAGUAACUUGCGCUUGUCUUAGAUGUAGCUUUCUCCCAUGGAUAAUCGAUGUCUAUUAUACAAGAAUGACCACUUCAAAAUACGUGGGAAAUGACGAGACGAAAGCUGAAGUCACGGAUCUCAACUGCAUAAUUUUUCAACCUCUUUAAGCAUCUCGUUAUUUCGUAUUUAAAUUCCGCUUUUGCCAUGCAUCCAAGGUUGCUUUGUAGACAUAGACAGACAUGAACAGAUUUUCGAGAUAGCGACAAGUAGGAGAGGGUAACGAUGUCUUUCAAACAAAGAAUGUACAAAGAACCGAAAGUUCAGGAGCAGUUUCUUUUUCCUAUUUUAUAGAAGGUAAGGUGCCGCAUUGGAGUUUUUCAUUUCUUUAUCACAGUGACCUUAUAGCCGUUACGAAUUACAUUGCGGACGUUAGAACCAAGUACCCUAGAAAUACAGCCGCUCAAUGGUAACAUAUCCAAGUCAAUGUAAUACGUACAUGUCCGUGUCCUCUUGUCAAUGUGUGAAGCCUCAGGAUGCGUGGUGCCUCAUAGGGCUUCAUGGUGCCUCGAAGGUGGGAGGAUUAAAAGGGUAGAAACAUUGGUGAUUUGAUAAUUCAUAACAAAACUAAGCACAGCGCGCAAGACGAGGAUGCGAGAGAGAGAGAGUCGCACACCGCGCUGACCAACAUUGUGCAAUUGGUUGCUAAGCAACGGCGGUUUCUUCGGAGUUUGCAUUGAUAAACUUUAGAAUGGCGCUUAAAAAGUCCAGUUUGUUAUGAUUAUCGACUUCAUAGGUAGAUGAGCAGGCACUGCCCAACGAAUUCAGCUGUUCCGUUUACUAGUACAGAAGUCAUUUUCCUAAUUGAAAGCGUUUGCCACUUCAGCCACUUUCCGUAGUAUUUGAUUCGUAAUGGCGUUUCUGAUAUAAGAACAGCUGGCUGAGACAUGUGGUGAGGCGGAAAUGGAGAUUAGGCGUCACUGAGUGUUUUAACCCGAGCACGUGAGGAAUGUUCGCUCUGUACUACCCAUAGAGGUGUGCCGUUGACUGUGUUUGUUCUCUGCGGAAUUGAGUAGUGAAACAAAAUACGAUGGACAAAUAUCCUCAGUUCAGCAAAUAUCUACAUUGAAGCGCCCAAUUUUGUUAAUUCAAGACAAGAUUUCUCCGCCUUCCUCUCCCCGGUUCAGCACGUCUGGUCGGUCGGUUCUUCGUUGAGUGAUGCGGGCCGAUCCCGGAGGCAGUAUAGUCCAGCGUAGCGCGGGUCAUGUGCUAUGGUCACGUGGUGGAUUCACAGCGUAUCAGGCCACCCUCUUCCCGGAUGCGUGUAGCAUUUCUCCUUGCUUCGUCCUUUAGGUGCUUAAUCUUUAUGCGGAAUAGCGCUCACCGAAAAUUCAGCGGACUUCAAAGACGGGGACGCUGUUUUUUGCAAUCAUUAAUGAUGGUUUCUAUCAGAAUUCUGUUUAUUUUUCUACCCAGGACAGGUGUGUUCCUCCCGAACCAGCGUUCGCGAGCGUCUAUUUGACAGAGCGUAGGGGUCUAGAAAUUUCCGCGCCCCAAGUGACUUGGCGAGGCCCAAUUCCAGCGCGACGCUUUGUAACUGCGGCUUCACUCAGCUGAGAGCCAGACCACGGUAAAAGGAAACGAAAAGUGGCGUGAAUUGUCUGUGCUCUCUCCCAGAACAGACGAAUUCAUCUGUCAGCUCAUGGUCGUCUGCCCAGAUGCCAUCACUUCGCAAAAGAAGCCGCCGCUGCUUAGCAACCAAACGCACGCGAGUUCGUCAGCGCCGUGUGUGUCAUUAUUGCCGUGCCCUAUACUUUUCCGCGCUGUAGUUAGUUUAGCUGUGUAGACAAUGUUUAAACGUACUACGCAGUGUUUUAAUUUGCUUUUGUGCUCAGUUCAUGCCACGCGUCUUCGAAGUGCGAUAUACCUUAGGAGCAUUUAGUGGUCACCUGUACACCAGCAAUACCGGUAACGGCAGAUAUUUAGACAUUUCCAGUGCCUCUAGAGAAGCGUCAGUAUGUUUUUAUAGGAGGACUGGUAUAUCUCUAGCUCAAAGCUGCAAACUAGGUGCAUGUUUCGUCCUGUAGUUAAGGCCUAGUACAAGUGAACACUUGUAUCCGGAGAAUGACUUGUUCACUCCACGCCCAACGGAUGCAGGUGGCAGACAACUUGAAGCACGAGAGAAGCUUUUAGUUGGUGAGGGACAAGCACAAAGCUCGAUUUUUUUAGGUUAAAUCAGUUUCUUAUACUUCGAAGAAACAGUCGUGGAACAAACGGCGUCAUUGCCUGACGUGGCUCCUCCCCCUUUAAUGAUGUGCCAGCAGCAUAUUGAAAAAAAAAAGAAACCCUUAUCGUAGCUGUGACAGAUAUAUUGAAAAACAUUCCAAUUUAAAAACAGCACAGUACCAUGUCGAAAAUGCUGUCAAUGUAAAGUAACGAUACUGGAUCACCGACUAGCCCAAUCAGUCAGCUUGCCAAGUUAAUGACUUAUGCCAAAGUUUUUCGCUACAGGUAAUCGAUCAAUUUUCAUACCACAGGGCACAAUUCUAGGAGUUUGAUUGCCUAUCUUAUUUCAAAACAGCAUCCCAGUAUGCUACAAAAGCGUGUUACCGUUGGUCGCCAAGAUGGUCUAAUUUGUUUUCAAAAGACACACGGGGCAAAGAAAACACUCAGACCCGGUGCUACAUUUUAGGUUUGUAAUCAUGGAACGUAGGAAAUUCUAUACAUAACGGCAAAGCCGCCCGCAUCCCGCUUAGUCGUUGGAGAUACAAAUCGGAGCACACGGGCAGGUAAGAAACGACUUUACAUAAAGAACGCCUUGCAAAAUUAGAAAAACCAUUUAUGUCAAAAGAGAUAUUCUUGGGGCACUCUUUCGUGAUGAAUGCACCCUGAAGACUCGUUAAAGUUUUUUACACAGCUGCUCUGUAAGAUCGCAAAAACUAAUAAACUUGCAGAGUAGAUUAGCGACAUGUUACGUUUACGUUUUAAGAAAGAGUGUGUUAGUGGUUCACUGCACAUAAAAAUAUAUUUCACAACCGCACAGUAAUUUGCCUGCAUGUCUUGGAAAUGUGAAUUACAGCAUAUAAUAUUUUUGUUGUUCAUUCAGAGAAUACGCACAAGGCACGUGCCCGAAUUCGAAGCUUCAAUCAAGCACCCCUUCUGUGUCUGUUCCCAAUUCUCUGUUACCGUGUGCCUAAGACACUGCUCUCGGCUGUUAAUCUCUGAACAAGUUCACUCGACAAUGUAACAUCGUUUAGUUCUUAUGAAGAAAAAGCUUUGAAACUUCUUUGCCGCAGGACAUUCGCAAAGGGCGUAACUCUCUUUAGGAAAAACAAACCAUUUCAUUGUUGCGUGGUGAUUUCCGAGAAUCCUCAAGGAGUUUGCUGUAGUCUGUGCAAUAAUGCCAGCUGGAAACUGUGUGCUGAAAGAAUCGAGUCUAGGCAAAACUGAACAAGACGUAAGAGUUUUCCCUGUAAUUCGUACUGUUUGUCAUUUGUCAUUUCCCAAUGUGUGUGUGUGUGUGUGUGUGCGUGCGUGUGCGUGUGAGUGCGUGUGUGUGAUUGAACUUGCCUGUCCUAAAUGGAGUCGAGAACGGAAGUCGCAUCUGAUCCACAUCGUCUUGUCGUCUCUCCUGAUGAACACUGCAGUUUUCACCUCACAGCACAUAAACUUGGUUGUAUAAUCCACUUAUACACGUAACCCAGAUGACAUCUUACAUUUGUGCAUAUGUCUGUUCCGCCUUCCUUUCUUUUGGUGGGCACCUCGCACAUGUUUUCAAUGCACAGAAACCUCAACACACGCGCUUUAGCAAUAUAAGGACGCAGCGCGCCUUGCCCUUAGCACAUAAAGAAUGCCCCAAGUGUUACUUCAUCCUCUGCCUUUUAAAACAUGCUGUGAUCCAGGUCCAACCGGUGUUCAUGUCGUUGAUAGUACCAUCCAUGUGCAAAGUGUUGGGUAGACGUUUGACAGUACAAGAGAAGAAGCGGGUCCUGCUUAAGCAUCAUGCUGUGUCUGGAAGAUUGCAUAGCGAUGUCAUCCUCUCACAAUGCCCAAAUGACACAGGUAUGCUUAUGUUUGCCUAAAGGGCAACAAAAUCUUAUUGCAAAAGGACAUACCACGAUAGGUUCACAUCAUAAACAUAGUAAUCACCAAUAUCGCGAUAAGGCACCAUUUCCCAUAGCACAUUUUGGUUUGCCAAAAACACGAGUGCAGUACAGGUGGUGUUAAAAUACACGCCUCAGCGACGAUUGCCUCUAAGCAACAUAAACAAAUCUCGAAGGCUAUGCUUUCGCGGGCUGCAAGCUCCAGAAGUGAUUCUGGUGCCAACAAAUGCGUCAUAGCCACCACGUUUAGAGCACCCCUUAUCGCGGACGUGAGGGACGAUGCCACGACAACACUGGUAUUAAAACUGCUUUUGUAGCAGGCGACCAAGUCCAUUUCUUCGAUAAGCUUAAACAUUGUAAUCGAGCUGCCACAAAUGACGUCAUUCCCUUCACCAGAGCGUCAGCCUACAUAAUGUAGGCACACGCGUUGGACAUUGUAACAGCACGCCUGAAUUAUUUAUGGAACCUGCAAAACUCAUUGCGUAAUGUUCGUAUAAUCUACACGUGUCUAUGAACGUGCUCUUGCGAUUGAUUCUACGGCUUUUUGUUGCAACUACUUUUUUUUUCUAUGACAGCAGUAAAGAAAAGGCCAUGAGGCAUAAACCUUCGGCAUCAUUUUAUUUCAGACCUGAUUACCAAUUAGAGAACUACUUUACUGCCAACAGGGGUGCCUUAAUUUUCAUGGUCUUCCCCAGUUAUUUUGUAAAUGAGUUAGCAUACGACAAAAAUAAUAAAAAUAUAACAUUAUGAAAUAUGGCACUAAAACACGGUCUUUCACAGUGUGCCGCUUUUACUAGUAUCGAAGUCAACUGGGAUUUAUUUUCGAAACAGGGCAUGUAUUCUAGAGCUAUUGCUAGGGACAGUCAUCCGUUAAAAACCAUAAUGAAGAAACUAUCAGUGGGGGCCGAAGGCUGAUGGCGGUUUUUACGAAAGGAAAGCUCUUUAGGAAUUCAAGCUCAGGCUUCAUUUACACAUUGGUCGGCGAAAUACUGCUCGAGUGAAACACAUAGGUGAAGUGGUAAAUGACUCGUCUUUUUUCCCUACCGCGAUCAGUAUAGUUUACCAUGCGCAAAUAUAAACAAGAGUUUACAAUAAAUGUGUUUCGCAACUGUUUGUACGUAGGCAGGAUGAGCGUGAAAACGACUGACCCACUUGAAAGCCACGUUGCAGGUUUUUACAAUGUAUAAUGCCGCACCUCCAGCCUCGGUAUACACACAUGAUGUUCGCGAAUGCAUUGAAGUGAUCAAACGCUGUGAGUGGUGGUCUAUGUGCGUUUUUGUCCUAGACUUUGUUGUCAGGCACGUGUUUUAGCCAUGUAUAUCCAGGAAAAGAAAACCUUUUUGCACAUCAUCAACCGAAUCCGUCGCACAGUGUACGAACGAGAGAAGAAAAAUACAUUGUCAACAGUUGCGUUA
Messenger RNA from Dermacentor andersoni, 10888 nucleotides. RefSeq lists its product as uncharacterized. The record is from RefSeq and is a predicted model, not a curated record. Lineage: Eukaryota; Metazoa; Arthropoda; Arachnida; Ixodida; Ixodidae.